AUGAACGUUACACGUUCGUACCGAAGUCCAAUCUACCAGGAAUCGCAGACUCAGAAAUUUACACACAUUGCAAAAUUCAACAGCUCCCACGCCUCGUUUUUCAAACAGCUACCGGACACGAAGGAAUUUGCGAUUGCUUUCCAAGCAGCAAGACACAUCUGUAAGCAUCAGCUGAUUUACCUCCUCUCGUACAUCGAUGUGCAUCCAGCCGGUCUCGAUAUACGCCCGUGUGUUGUACGACCAACUAAGAGCCUGUCGGAAAAGCGCAUGAGUUCUUACUCGUAG
This is a messenger RNA of Alternaria atra, 285 nucleotides long. RefSeq lists its product as uncharacterized. The transcript is spliced from 3 exons. NCBI's taxonomy places the organism in Eukaryota, Fungi, Ascomycota, Dothideomycetes, Pleosporales, Pleosporaceae. The record is from RefSeq and is a predicted model, not a curated record. The coding region runs from base 1 to 285 and encodes 94 amino acids.